GCCCUGACCAACGCCGUGGGCCACAUAGAUGACCUGCCUGGCGCCCUGUCCGCUCUGAGCGACCUGCACGCCUACAAGCUGCGUGUGGACCCCGUCAACUUCAAGCUCCUGAGCCACUGCCUGCUGGUGACUCUGGCCAGUCACCUCCCGUCUGAUUUCACCCCUGCUGUCCACGCCUCUCUGGACAAGUUCUUGGCCUCCGUGAGCACCGUGCUGACCUCCAAAUACCGUUAAGCUGGAGCCGCGGCGACCCUCGCCCGGGCUGGGGGCCCCUUUGCGCUCCGCGUACCGGCACUUCCUGAUCUUUGAAUAAAGUCUUAGUGGGCUGCA
Pteropus alecto (black flying fox) is the source of this 330-nucleotide messenger RNA. RefSeq names its product hemoglobin subunit alpha-like. The record is from RefSeq and is a predicted model, not a curated record. Gene Ontology annotation, biological process: oxygen transport; hydrogen peroxide catabolic process. Gene Ontology annotation, cellular component: haptoglobin-hemoglobin complex; hemoglobin complex; blood microparticle. The annotation marks the transcript as partial. Gene Ontology annotation, molecular function: peroxidase activity; oxygen carrier activity; organic acid binding. Lineage: Eukaryota; Metazoa; Chordata; Mammalia; Chiroptera; Pteropodidae. The transcript is spliced from 2 exons.